AUGUCUCGCCGAGGCAAAGGUACCAACCAUGUGUGGACUGCUGAAGAGGAUGCGAAACUCAUUGAAUGUAUGCUUGAGUUAAAGCGAGGUGAGAGAUUUAAUGGUGAAAAUAGAAAUGGGCUGAGAAAGGGAUAUCAGAAAGAACUAGAGAGGAUGUUACAAGAGAAACUACCUGAACAUGGUUUGAAAGAGAAGCUACAUAUUGAAUCUCGUUGCAAGACAAUGAAGAAACAAUAUUAUAUGAUUUAUGAAGUCCGAAAUAAUGGGCAACUAAGUGGUUUUGGUUGGGAUGACCAAAAAACAUGUGUGACAGCAAGUGCAGAUGCUAAUCCUGAAUGCACAUUCAUGAGAAAUAAGUCUUUUGUUUAUUAUGAUGAAUUGGCAAUUAUAUGGGGCCAGGAUAGAGCUAAUGGGAAUAAUGCAGAAACUCCUGCAGAUAUGGUUAAAGAAAUAGUUAGAGAGGAAAAUGUUGAUCAAAAGAUGAACCAUUUGACUAAUGCCCUCACAACUCAAAUGCAAAAAUCUGAUGAGCAAAUACUUAAAGUGGCAGAAAAUUUUGCCGGAGGAGGUAAUCAGAAUGUGGACAAUCGUCACAAACUAAAUGAAGAGCUGCAAAAAGUGGAUGUGCUGACAACAGUAGAGAAACAACGAGCUGCUAUGAAACUUGUUCAUAAUCCAAAUUUGUUGGACUACUUUGUUACUCUUGGCGUUGAUGAGAAAGAGAUUUUUCUGGUUGAACUUCUGGUUUAA
Molecule: messenger RNA, 750 nt
Organism: Oldenlandia corymbosa var. corymbosa
Lineage: Eukaryota; Viridiplantae; Streptophyta; Magnoliopsida; Gentianales; Rubiaceae
Source: the annotation of a GenBank genome assembly